AUGGGCCUCUGGGUUUUUGCUGAACAACAGAGGAUCCCCCUGAUCGGCCUGAUUCGUUUUUGCACUUGUGCAUUCGGUCAAACUGUGAGCCCAAAAACUCAAAAACUCAUUCUCAAAAACUUUGAGAAUGUUCAUUCACAACUCUCACACCAUAACAGACUUCACACAUCAUCUUUGAGGAGCUCAGUUCACGGCAUCUUCUCUAGAAUCUACGACAGUCAUCAUGUGAUAGUAAUUGACAGGACAGUAGAAGUGACAGAGAGGAGAGUUUUCACUGCGCAUUUGAGGUUCCUUCUCGGGAUUAUUUUGCUUUCUUGUAUUCAGAGUGUGGUGAAUGAGAAUGUGGACAUUAACACCCUUGCCAGGAUUGUAAAAUUUUUUCGUAAAAGGUAUGUUUUCGUGGGCCAGUAUGCAGUAGCCAUAAAUGUCCCAAAAGAGCAGUGUCAAAGCGGUUUCAAUCCAUCAGAAAGCACCUUUCUGAAGAAUGACAAAUCAGAAAAAGUUAAACCUUACAUAAAACCUGACAGCAAGGUUGUCUACAAAGGCACUGAACUCAUCGCUGCAGGGCGUCAUAAAGAUGCACAUUCAGAGUAUUUACUGAUGAAUCCUCCAAACAAAUCUCCUUUGACACACUUAAUGAAUAAAAAAAAGGAUGGAUGUGUGAUUUUCUACACCUUAAACUCUCCCUGUAUAGACAAAUGUCUUAAUAGCGAUAUUAUUAUAAAAGGUCUUAAUGAAUUAAAGGCAUACCAGGGAAUUAAAGCUUUUGUUUACACAUAUAUCUUUAAAAAUGACCAAAACCAUAAAAAUCUGCAAAAGGAACUAAAGAAGAUUGCUCAGCGUGUGCCACUUUACCGCUGUAACAAAGAGGGUUGUAACUCUUGUGGAGAAACAGUCAUAGACGAAUGCAUUAAAGCUGACUGAUUUAGCAGUUAGAUUCAGAGGCUUUUGAAGAUACAUUUCAAUGCUCAAAUGGAG
Molecule: messenger RNA, 978 nt
Organism: Sinocyclocheilus rhinocerous
Lineage: Eukaryota; Metazoa; Chordata; Actinopteri; Cypriniformes; Cyprinidae
Exons: 6
Coding region: 1-924 (307 amino acids)
Source: RefSeq, a predicted model, not a curated record